Penicillium salamii is the source of this 1035-nucleotide messenger RNA. The record is from the annotation of a GenBank genome assembly. Lineage: Eukaryota; Fungi; Ascomycota; Eurotiomycetes; Eurotiales; Aspergillaceae.
AUGUACUCCGUCGAAGAACGAAAAUACACUGUCCCACCUCCACUCUCAAUGGAUCGCAUCCCAACACCUUCAUACCCGCCAGGGCCGAAUACGCUACGGCCCGCCGACCACCUUUCGCCCGUGCAGAAUGAAUACGGGGGUCGUAUUUGGUCAUUAGAGGUGGUGCAGCAGCCCAUCCGAGCUCGCAUGUGUGGAUUCGGUGACAAGGACCGAAGACCGAUCACGCCCCCACCAUGUAUUCGUCUGAUUGUGCGCGAUCAACUCACGAAUAAAGAAAUCGAUAUCAAUGAGAUCGACACCUCUUUCUAUGUGCUUACCGUCGAUCUUUGGAAUGUCGAUGGCACCAGUGAAGUCAACCUCGUCAAGCACUCCGCCUCCUCUCCCUCCAUCUCGACCGCCAUGUCCCAAUCAUAUCCUCCCCCACCUCAGAGCAUGUCCCCCACCUACGGGGGCUACGGCCAAAGCCAGUACCCUGUGGGCUACCCACAGAUGAACAAUUACUACGGCGGUCAGCAGAUGGCAUACCCGAAUCAAUACGGCCAGCCCGUCACUUAUCCCCCACAAUACUACGCCGGCGGCCAAGCCCCAGCAGCCAUGCCGCCAGCUACCCAACCCGUCACCGGAGGACCUGGCGGGAUGUUCACUCGCAAUCUGAUCGGCAGCCUCAGCGCUAGUGCAUUCCGCCUGACAGAUCCCGACAACAAGAUCGGCGUAUGGUUCAUUCUGCAAGAUCUGAGCGUUCGGACCGAGGGCACCUUCCGGCUGAAAAUGAGCUUUGUCGAUGUUGGUACGCAAUCCUCCGAAACCACCAACGGCGCUCUUGUCAUCAACCACGGAACCGCUCCCGUUCUCGCCUCCGUCUUCUCAGAACCGUUCCAAGUCUUCUCUGCCAAGAAGUUCCCCGGUGUGAUUGAGAGCACCCAGCUCAGUAAAUGCUUCGCGUUGCAGGGCAUCAAGAUCCCCAUCCGCAAAGAUGGAAUGAAGCCCCGCGGCCGAGGCGGCGACGGUGAUGACGAUGACGAAGGCGAUUAUUAA